Messenger RNA from Nannospalax galili (Upper Galilee mountains blind mole rat), 1717 nucleotides. It is a transcript of the gene Lman2, whose product is annotated as lectin, mannose binding 2. Gene Ontology annotation, cellular component: endoplasmic reticulum membrane; COPII-coated ER to Golgi transport vesicle; endoplasmic reticulum-Golgi intermediate compartment. The record is from RefSeq and is a predicted model, not a curated record. Lineage: Eukaryota; Metazoa; Chordata; Mammalia; Rodentia; Spalacidae. Gene Ontology annotation, biological process: endoplasmic reticulum organization; Golgi organization; endoplasmic reticulum to Golgi vesicle-mediated transport. The transcript is spliced from 8 exons. Bases 106 to 1182 code for a protein of 358 amino acids. Gene Ontology annotation, molecular function: D-mannose binding.
GAGGCUUUGCUUUUUAAGUCUCUGGUGAUGCUAGCUCGGAGGCCAUUCUAAAGCACACCCGGAAGGCGGAAGUCCUUGGGCGGAAGUGGCCGAGAGUAAAGGAGAAUGGCGUUGGAGGCCUGGCUUUGGCGCUGGGGCUGGGGCUGGGGCCAGCGGUGCCCAGGGAGGCCUGGGCUUCCUGGCCCCGGCCCAGGCCCCGCUACACUAAUACGUUUUCUUCUGUUGCUGGGUCCGGUGGCUGCGGAUAUAACUGACGGCAACAGUGAACACCUCAAGCGGGAGCAUUCUCUUAUCAAGCCCUACCAAGGGGUCGGUUCCAGCUCCAUGCCUCUCUGGGAUUUCCAAGGCAGCACUAUGCUUACGAGCCAGUACGUGCGUCUGACCCCUGACGAGCGCAGCAAAGAGGGCUCCAUUUGGAACCACCAGCCAUGCUUCCUCAAGGACUGGGAGAUGCAUGUCCACUUCAAAGUCCACGGCACAGGGAAGAAGAAUCUUCAUGGAGAUGGCAUUGCCUUGUGGUACACCCGAGACCGCCUUGUGCCAGGGCCUGUGUUUGGAAGCAAAGACAACUUCCAUGGCUUAGCCGUCUUCCUGGACACAUAUCCCAAUGAUGAAACCACUGAGCGUGUGUUCCCAUACAUCUCGGUGAUGGUGAACAAUGGCUCCCUGUCCUACGACCAUAGCAAGGAUGGGCGCUGGACUGAACUGGCAGGCUGUACAGCUGACUUCCGAAACCGGGAUCACAAUACCUUCCUGGCUAUACGCUAUUCCCGGGGCCGCCUCACGGUGAUGACUGACUUGGAGGACAAGGAUGAGUGGAAGAAUUGCAUUGAUAUCACGGGAGUGCGCCUGCCCACCGGCUACUACUUUGGAGCCUCUGCUGGCACUGGUGACCUAUCUGACAAUCAUGACAUCAUCUCCAUCAAGCUGUUCCAGCUCAUGGUAGAACACACACCUGAGGAGGAAAACAUUGACUGGACCAAGAUUGAACCCGGAGUCAACUUCCUCAAGUCACCCAAAGACAAUGUGGACGACCCCACUGGGAACUUCCGAAGCGGGCCCUUGACAGGGUGGAGGGUGUUCCUGUUAUUGCUGUGUGCACUUCUGGGAAUCAUUGUCUGUGCUGUGGUGGGUGCUGUGGUGUUUCAGAAGCGCCAAGAGCGGAACAAACGUUUCUACUGAGCAGCCAGCUUGGCUGGGAAGGGCCUGACCUUGAGUCAAGGCUCCUAUGUGAACUUUUUUUCUACUGGGAUUGUUAAAAAAAAAAAAAAAUGAGACAGCCUUAUUUCUUAACCGUUUCAAAUAAAUAAUUAAAGUAUUUUCAUACAUUUUACUUCUUGCCAGCUGUGGCAGCUGGCAGGACUCAGGGUGCGGGGUUGAGCAUCCCCACAGCUGGAGGCUCUUGCCCUGCCCCAUGAUGUCUUCUUGGAAGCAAAGGAGUCUAUACUUGGGGCCCAGGUGAGGCCCUGAAGGUGGCUGUCAAAUAUUGGAGGCCCCUAGACUACCUGGGGUGGUUCCUUAGGAUCCCAAGCAGUGGCUUUGUUCUGAGGUGUGUGACAGCAGGCAGGGUUGGGGAGUCUGGCUUCCUUGUAUCCCCUCAGCUUGUUCCCAAGGCAGCCUCAGCUGAGGCGGGAAGAGCAGUUCAGUGGGGCUCAGAGUGUGACCAUGUACUAUGUACUAAGUAAAGUAGCCAGUCUCAUUCGUGUGACUAUCCUAA